AUGGCGUACCCGGCGCCGCGACGGCCUCCGCAGCGAGGACCACCACCUGGUGGUUACGUACCUGACGACCUUGCGGGUGCCCCUGGAUAUAGGCCUCCUCCAGGAGGAUCACGCUCACGCCCUCCGCCACCUCGAGGCUAUCCCGAUCCUAGAGGCCCCCCAGGCCCCCCGGGAGCCUCAGGGCCUCCAAGAGGCCACACCCCUAGAGGCUAUGGACGAGGACCGCCACCAAAUGGACGGGGCCCUCCUCCAGGUAGUCGGGGACCACCACCUCCAGGCCGAGGUGGUCGCCCUCCUCCCCGGCGCGGACCGCCUCCAAAUGACCCAUAUGGCCCUCCCAUGGGCGGAUCACAACCUUCGAGACGACGAGGAUCGGAUGACUUUGGCAUGUCACGACAAAUGGCCGACAUGAACCUCUCUUCGCCGCCAUCUCGUCCACACACAUCGAACUCGUCCCGCCCGGAUCGGAGACCGCCCCCGGACCGGGGUUAUGGUUCUGAGUACGGUGAUCCAAAUGGCGGGUAUCCUCCACCGCAGCGAUCAUACACAGACAGAGGAGCACCGCCGCCUUUGAAAAUACCAGGAAGAAGCGCUACAAUGCCCAUGGAGCCAUAUUCGGCUCCCGUUCGCUCACCAAAAUACCCCGGGCAGUCAACAUAUGCUGAAGCUGCCGACUUUCCCACCCCACCUUCGGCGCCCGCAAAUGAUAUGCUUGCUCCAAACGGCGGGCGCGAUGAGCUGAAAUACAAGACUUUCAGCACGUAUGUACAUCACGACGUCUUUUCAGACUACUUCAAAGACCAAGGGGAUGCGCACGAUGAAGAGCUUGAUAUGCCUAAUUUCGAUGCAGCCCCAUCAAACGAGCCUAAUCACCGCCGCAACGGCAGCUUCGAUAACCACCUGACGCCUGAAACACAGUCGCCAAAGGCCAACGCCUAUUCUGCAUACAGGCCAUCUCCCACCGUAGAAAAUACCAACCAGUUUGCAGAUGCCGGAUUCCAGUUUGACUUGCCCGGUAAUGGCAAUGAGUCAAUGGGAUCUCACGGGCCGCCUUCCUACCGAACCAACCCACCAGGAGGAUAUGAUUCCCCGGAUAAUCACAACCCGGAUGCUCUGCCCGCUCAUCCGCUUCCGUAUCAAGCCCCGGGCUCUGGUGCAAAACCAGCCCCUGUCCGACAGUACGGUGGACCACCGCAACCCGCUCCCCAGCCAGCUGCUCCACAACAAGCUCCCCCUGGACCAGCUGGUCGGCCGGGAUCUCCGCCUAUAACCAAGAUUGAGCUUGAGCGUUUGGAAUUGACUGUUCGGCGCAACCCAGACGAUUAUAAGUCAGCAUUGAAACUGGCCAAGAAAUAUGUCGAGGCCUCGAAAGUCUUGAUCGGGGAAGAAGGACGAGUGGAUUCAAAGACGCGGUCCAAGAAUAGAGAGAGAUAUGUCAACGACGCUCACAAGAUCGUCAAGAGGCUUGUCCAUGAAGGGUUUCCAGACGCCAUGUUUUACAUGGCAGAUAGCUAUGGGCACGGAGCUUUGGGAUUGCAGGCAGACCCGAAGGAAGCUUUUAACUUGUAUCAAUCUGCCGCCAAAGCAGGCCACGCCGAAGCUGCAUACCGUACAGCUGUCUGCUGCGAAAUCGGCCAGGACGAUGGCGGGGGUACGAGAAGGGAUGCCGUCAAAGCUAUACAGUGGUAUCAACGUGCUGCCAAGCUGGGCAAUACGCCCGCAAUGUACAAAAUGGGUAUCCUCUUGUUGAAGGGACUUCUUGGACAACAAAAGAAUCCUCGAGAAGCCGUGACAUGGCUCAAGCAGGCGGCGGAUCGAGCUGACGAGGAAAACCCUCAUGCUCUUCACGAGUUGGGGUUGUUAUAUGAAGGUCACAACCCGGACUUUGCUCAGAGAGACGAUCAGUAUUCGAGGCAACUGUUUACGCAGGCUGCGGAAUUGGGAUACAAGUUUUCGCAGUACCGACUAGGCGUGGCAUACGAGUACGGUUACAUGGGUCUUCCUGUUGACGCACGCCUGAGUAUUGUCUGGUAUACACGUGCGGCCGCGCAGGGCGAACACCAGUCGGAGCUGGCCCUGAGUGGAUGGUACUUGACUGGCGCAGACACCAUACUUCAACAAAGCGACACCGAAGCCUAUCUCUGGGCCCGCAAGGCGGCCUCUGCCGGCUUGGCCAAGGCCGAGUAUGCCAUGGGCUACUUUACCGAGACUGGCAUUGGCGUGCCAUCGAACCUGGAGGAUGCCAAGCGAUGGUACUGGCGAGCAGCGUCCCAAAACUUCAACAAAGCGCGAGAACGUCUGGAAGAGCUGAAAAAGGGCAGUGCCCGCAUGCAAAAGACGCGACUAUCUCGAUCGGCCGUGACCCAGCAAAACCCCAACGAUUGUGUUUUGAUGUAG
Messenger RNA from Talaromyces rugulosus, 2397 nucleotides. RefSeq lists its product as uncharacterized. The transcript is spliced from 2 exons. The record is from RefSeq and is a predicted model, not a curated record. The coding region runs from base 1 to 2397 and encodes 798 amino acids. Lineage: Eukaryota; Fungi; Ascomycota; Eurotiomycetes; Eurotiales; Trichocomaceae. Gene Ontology annotation, molecular function: protein binding.